UUUUAAGUUCACUUGCAAGCGUCAAUCCAAUAGAAAUGUUGUUUUUCAGUUUUUUCAAGACUCUUGUUGAUCAAGAAGUCACAGUUGAGUUAAAGAACGAUAUAGAAAUCAAAGGUGUCUUAAAAUCCGUUGAUCAAUACUUGAAUUUGAAAUUGGAUAAUAUUUCUACAGUCAACGAAAUCAAGUAUCCACAUUUAAAAGCCACCAAGAACCUUUUCAUAAGAGGAUCCACUGUUCGUUAUGUCCACAUGAAUCCUAAUUCUGUUGAUUGCACCUUAUUACAGGAUGCAUCUAGAAGAGAGGCUUUAGUUCAAUCCGCUAAAUAAGCGAACUUAAUGUUUCCUUUUAACCAUUAAUGAGUGAUGUGCAUUACUUGUAAAUUAAAUAAUGUAUUUAUUGUACUAUAGUGUUCUUCUUUUGAAGCG
Hyphopichia burtonii NRRL Y-1933 is the source of this 425-nucleotide messenger RNA. RefSeq names its product Sm-like protein (gene SNP3). Gene Ontology annotation, biological process: mRNA splicing, via spliceosome. The transcript is spliced from 2 exons. Gene Ontology annotation, cellular component: catalytic step 2 spliceosome; precatalytic spliceosome; Lsm1-7-Pat1 complex. Gene Ontology annotation, molecular function: RNA binding. Bases 36 to 326 code for a protein of 96 amino acids. The record is from RefSeq and is a predicted model, not a curated record. Lineage: Eukaryota; Fungi; Ascomycota; Pichiomycetes; Serinales; Debaryomycetaceae.